This is a messenger RNA of Sander lucioperca (pikeperch), 969 nucleotides long. RefSeq names its product zinc finger protein 239-like. Gene Ontology annotation, biological process: regulation of transcription by RNA polymerase II. The transcript has 6 exons. Lineage: Eukaryota; Metazoa; Chordata; Actinopteri; Perciformes; Percidae. The record is from RefSeq and is a predicted model, not a curated record. Bases 1 to 870 code for a protein of 289 amino acids. Gene Ontology annotation, molecular function: DNA-binding transcription factor activity; RNA polymerase II cis-regulatory region sequence-specific DNA binding.
AUGGAUGGAGCCAAUCGGAUCGUCUCUGUCAGAUCAGGUCCCAAAGACUUGCUGUCUGAUGGCUGUAUCUUGUCCUGCCCCUCCAUGGACUUGGUCACCUGUCUGCUGGACUUCAGGCUCAGCUUGGCCUCCAACAGGAGCAUUGUGCCUGGCCUAGCUGCUUCCCUUGCUGCCUGUGGCCAGCUUAGUGCACUAGGCUCCUGGCCCCGCCCCCUCCACAGGAUCAGCCAAUCAGAAGACAGCAGCCAUGUUCAGAAACGGAGAGGAGAGGGACCCAAACGUCACCACUGUCAACAAUGUGACAAAUCCUUCACAAGAUCUGGAUAUUUAAAGAUUCAUCAGAGAGUUCACACUGGAGAGAAUCUACACAGCUGUGAUCAAUGUGGGGCAGCUUUCACAGUACAGCGUGAGCUAAAAAUACAUCAACGCAUUCACACUGGAGAAAAGCCUUACAUCUGUGAUCAAUGUGGGGCAGCUUUCACACAACAGUGUCACCUAAAAAUACAUCAACGCAUUCACACUGGAGAGAAGCCGUACAGCUGUGAUCAAUGUGGGGCAGCUUUCACACUACAGCGUAACCUGAAAAACCAUCAACGCAUUCACACUGGAGAGAAGCCGUACAGCUGUGAUCAAUGUGGGGCAGCUUUCACACAACAGGGUGACCUAAAAAGACAUCAACGCAUUCACACUGGAGAGAAGCCGUACAGCUGUAUUCAAUGUAGGAAAACUUUUUCUCUAAAUAGUCACCUUGUAAGCCACCGACGUGUUCACACUGGAGAGAAGCCGUACCGGUGUGAACAAUGUGGGGAAAUGUUUUCCCACAGUAAUAGCCUUAAAAGACACCAGCUCAUUCACACUGCCUUGUUGUGAAGAUGUUUGAGAGCCAAGCUGUUUCCUCCUGGCUCCUCCUCAUGCCCUGAUAGCUGUGUUGUUAUAUUCUGAUCUUCUCUCCACAUUGAAGGCUGACCA